CCUCAUUUGUUUUGGGGAAAUGCGGCUAAAAACAGGACACACCUCCAGUGAUUGAAGAGAAUCUUAAAAGCUUUGUCUGACAUAAGCGGACGUGCAGACCCGCCACCCGAACGUCGCGCGUAAACUGGCGCAGUUCAUGGAGAGCAACAGAUGACAAGACCUGCGCGCACGCAGCGGGUUGCUCUCAGCGUCUAAGGGUCUCUGAUGUGGAACAUGGCGGGGGGGAUGAUAGAGGCAAGGGUCCUCGCUCUUUUUCUGACCUCGUGGAUAUCAAUUUUCAGGGGAGCUGAUGGACAAGAAACUUUCAACGACUUAUCGGGUUUCAGUUUGAAUCCGGCGUACUUUAACCUCGCAGAGGUGGCGAGUAUAUCUGCCUCUGCAACUUGCGGCCAGGAUGAGGCUGGCACCCCGAGAACGGAUAUAUACUGUAAGCUGGUCGGAGGACCUGCAACUGGAGUUCCUUCCCAAAAUAUACAGGGUCAAUUUUGUGACAUCUGCCACUCCAUGGAUCCGAACAAAGCCCAUCCGGUGAGCAAUGCCAUCGAUGGGACUCAGCGAUGGUGGCAAAGCCCCCCUCUUUCCAGGGGAAUGGUCUAUAAUGAAGUGAAUGUUACGCUGGACCUCGGACAGCUCUUCCACGUUGCCUAUGUCCUUAUUAAGUUUGCUAACUCACCCCGUCCUGACCUGUGGGUGCUGGAGCGCUCUGCAGACUACGGGAGGACAUUCACCCCCUGGCAGUACUUUGCACAUUCGAAGCGUGAAUGUAUUGAAAGGUUUAGGAAGCAGCCCAAUGUCCGUGUUUUAAAUGAUGAUGACCAGCUCUGCACUACUGAAUACUCACGGAUCAUCCCUUUGGAGAACGGAGAGAUUGUGGUUUCUUUGAUCAACGGUCGGCCGGGCUCGAAAAACUUUACCUAUUCACCAGUCCUGCAGGAGUUUACAAAGGCUACAAACAUCCGUCUGCGCUUCCUCCGCACAAGCACCCUGCUCGGCCACCUGAUCUCCAAGGCCCAAAAAGAUCCCACUGUCACACGCAGGUAUUACUAUAGUAUCAAAGACAUCAGCAUCGGGGGACGCUGCGUAUGCCAUGGGCACGCCCAGGUGUGUGGCAGAGGGCACAACCCAGACAACCCGAAUAGAUUCCCGUGUGAGUGCCAACAUAACACUUGCGGGGAAUCGUGUGAUCGCUGCUGCCCAGGCUUUAACCAGAAGCCAUGGCGUGCCGCAACUGUUGACAGCCCGAAUGAGUGUCGGCCCUGCCAGUGUUUCUCCCAUGCCUUUGACUGUUAUUACGACCCAGAAGUGGAAAAGAGGGGAGCAAGUUUAGACACCUUUGGCAGAUACGAUGGAGGAGGAGUGUGUAUCAACUGCCAGCACAACACUGCAGGAGUGAACUGUGACAUAUGCGUGGAAGGUUACUACAGGCCUUAUGGAGUGCCUAUUGAGUCUCCAACUGGAUGUAUACCCUGCAGCUGUGACGAGAGGAUUACAGCUGGCUGUGAAAUGGGGUCCGGCAGAUGUGUCUGCAAGCCACAAUAUGCGGGAGAAAACUGUGAUCGCUGUGCUGACGGAUUCUAUUAUUACCCGCAGUGCAUUCGUUACCCUGUGAACCCGGCAACAACCAAGUCUCCUGCAGGUCCUAUUGUCGGGCCCACCCUCUGCCCCUUGGGCUACUUCAACACACCCCAAUGUCAACCGUGCGUUUGUGACUACAGAGGAACGGAGCAUGGGGUCUGUGACUCUACAGGCCGCUGCCUGUGCCGACAGGGUGUGGAGGGGGAGCAGUGUGACCACUGUCGACAGGGAUACCACUCCUUCCCAAACUGCCAGGCCUGUCGGUGUGAUGGGGUUGGCGUGGCGGCUGAUGUGUGCGGUCCAAACGGUCAGUGUGUUUGCCUCCCUAACUUCCACGGACAGGAGUGUGAUGAAUGUGCACCAGGUUACUACGGCUAUCCGGACUGUGCUGCCUCAAUUACUAAGUGCAGCAUAGCAGGAACGGAGGUCUCUCAUCCUCAAACGGGCUCCUGCCGCUGCCUCCCAAAUGUAGAAGGAACCCUGUGUGACAGGUGCAAACCUCUUUACUGGAAUCUGGCUGCAGACAACCCCCAUGGCUGCAUAGAGUGUCAGUGUGAUCUGAAAGGAACACUAAGUGGAGUUGGAGAAUGUGAACAGAGAGGAGGACAGUGUUACUGCAAGCCCAAUGUGUGCGGCCAUACAUGUAACUCCUGCAAAAAUGGAUACUUCCUGCUGCAGAAAAAGGAUUAUUUUGGCUGUCAAGGCUGUCGGUGUGAUGUUGGAAGUGCCAUCGGCGUGGCCUGUGAUGAGAUUACAGGACAGUGUUUGUGUCGGAAAAAUAUUGUUGGCCGUAGAUGCACAGAGCCAGCACCUGGAUUCUACCUCCCCAGUCUGCAUCAGCUGAAGUUUGAAGUAGAGGACGGUACAACACCUCAAUCCAGACCGGUGCGGUUUGGUUAUGACUCAGAGGAAUUCCCAGAAUUCAGCUGGAGAGGUUAUGCCAUAAUGUCCCCUGCACAGAACGAAGUCAGAGUAACAGUGCAUGUUGAUCCACGAGAUGGGAGGCAGAGCUUGUUCCGUGUGGUUCUGCGGUUCAUUAACCCCAACAGCAUCAGUGUGACUGGUAGCAUCAGGGCUGCAAAUACCAGAGGCACUGCGGGGACAGAUCAGAGCAAAGAAAUAUUUUUUCCUCCAAGUCCCAGUCCGUCCUUCCUCACUGUCCCUGGGGAGGGCUUUGCUGAGCCAUUUGAAUUGAAUCCUGGGAAAUGGAUCAUUCACAUAAAGGCUGAGGGAGUUCUCCUGGACUAUUUAGUGCUGCUGCCCAGGGAUUACUACGAGCCUUCUCUGCUUCAGGAAAAGAUUACUGAGCCCUGCACAUACUUGCCCACCACAAACAAGGAUGCAAACUGCCUGCUGUUUAAGCAUGUGGCCAUGGAUGGCUUCAGCUCCGUGCUGGGCUUGCAAGGACGCCUCGCCACCCAGAGACGGCAGAGAAGGAGGCAGGCUGCUGAGCGGCGUCCCACCCCAGAUCACCCAUACAUGGCCUACCUCAGCGGGAGACAGUCACAGUUGGAACUCAGUCUGCGGGUUCCUUACCCAGGCCUUUAUGUCCUUGUGUUGGAGUAUGCAAGUGAAACUGACGCCAUCCAGAAUGUAAACGUACUGAUCAGUGGUCAGUCAGAUGGCCAGAUCAUGGCUAGAGCCAACAUUUACAGCUGUGCCCUAAGCUUUUUGUGCCGCAGCGUGGCAGUGGACGGCAGGAAUCAGGUGGCAAAGCUGCUGCUUUCUCACAGGACUGACAUUAUUCUGCAAACUUCCAAUACAUUCUUUCUGAAUAAAGUCUACGCGGUGCCCGCCGAUGAGUACUCCGCUGAAUACGUGGAGCCCAAGGUGCUGUGUGUCUCCACUCAUGGUCGCUUCACCCAAGACAGUCGAAACUGCGUUCCACAGCAGUUCAGCAAGCCCUCCACAGCCUUUGUUCUGAAUGCGGCCCGUGAUGGGCAGCUGAUGUCUACAGUGGCAGCUGCUCUCAGACGAGGCGACACUGAGGAUUGGAGGCAAAGGCGGCAGUCUGGGCUGUUCUCUGUCCAUGAGCCUCAGAGUGAUGGGACGCUGCUUAAAUUCCCUCAGACUGAGAUCAGUUUCACCCCAGCGGUUCCACUUCCAGGCAGGUAUGUGGUUGUGGUCCACUACCGCCAGCCUGAACAUGUCUCCUUCCCUGUGGAUGUUCGAAUAGACGCAGGGCGUACGUGGAACGGCAUGAUAAACGCAUCCUUCUGUCCAGCAAUCUCAGGCUGCAGGGAGGUUGUCAUUGCUGAUGACCGCAUUGGCUUUGACUUUGAAAAGAAUUCUUGGCAACCGCCCACCAUCUCAGUUUUUGUGCCUCCAAGGAAGACUCUCAUUCUGGAUUAUAUCAUGUUGGUUCCUGAUAGAAGUUACACCCCAGAGCUCCUGAAAGAGAAGCCCCUGGAUAAAUCAGCAGAUUUCAUACAGCAUUGCAGAGGAGAAGGAUUUGAAAUUGUGCCCAGAACCUCCUCUCAGUUCUGCAGAGACUCAGCCCAAUCUCUGGUUGCAGCUUAUAAUGACGGGGCCCUUCCCUGUGACUGUGACAAGUCCGGCUCUGUGGGAGCCGUCUGUGAUCCGGUUGGAGGGCAGUGUCCCUGCAAGCAGCACGUCAUCGGCCGUCAGUGCACAAAAUGUGCCACGGGAUACUACGGGUUCCCCUACUGCAGGCCAUGUGAGUGUGGCCGGCGGCUGUGUGAUGAAGUGACUGGACGCUGCAUCUGCCCCCCGCAGACGGUCAAACCAUCGUGUGAUCAGUGUAAGAGUCAGACUUUCAGCUACCACCCUUUGGCCGGCUGUGAGAACUGCGGGUGCUCGCCCAGCGGCAUCGAUGCAAAUGCGGGGCUUCAGUGUGACCGGGUCACCGGCCAGUGCAGUUGCAAACCUCGUAUCGGUGGCCGGCAGUGUGACCGCUGUGCUGUGGGUUAUUAUCGCUUCCCUGACUGCGUGCCUUGUGACUGCAAUCAGGGUGGGGUCAGAUCUGAUGUGUGCCACCCAGACACGGGCAGGUGUCUCUGCAAGAGAAACGUUUAUGGCGUCAGGUGCGACACUUGUCAGGAAGGUUCUUUCUAUUUUGACCCUUCCAACCCACUGGGCUGCACCAGCUGCUUCUGUUUCGGAGCCACUCAACAGUGUCAGAGCUCCAGGAAACGCCGGGGGAAGUUUGUUGAGAUGCGAGGGUGGCGUUUGGAAAGUCCCGACAACGAGGAGGUUCCCUCUGUUCUGAAUGUAGCCAGUAACACAGUGGUGGCAGACAUCCAGGAGCUGCCUCCUUCGGUUCAAACUCUACACUGGGUGGCACCACAGUCCUACUUGGGUGACCGGUCCAAAUCCUUUGGGAUCCCUGAUGAAGGGAUGGCUUUGAUGGACAGACAACCUGACAUUGUGCUGACUGGUCGGGAUAUGAACCUGAUACAUGUGGCGCCAGAUGUUCCACUUCCAGACAAAAUCUAUCAGGGAAGAGUACAGCUCUUGGAGGGAAACUGGCGCCAUGCAGGUACCAACAGGCCUGUAUCCAGAGAGGAACUCAUGAUGGUCUUGUCCGGUCUGACAGGCAUGAGGAUCCGAGCCUUUUAUUUUACUCAGAGCCAGCGACUCAGCUUGGGGGAGGUGGGCCUAGAACAGGCCACCUUAUCAGGGACUGGAGGCCCUGCCAACAACGUGGAGCACUGCUCCUGCCCAUCUCAGUUCUCUGGUGACUCCUGUGAGAAAUGUGCUCCUGGCUAUUACAGAGACGGCAGUGGGCCUUAUCUGGGUCGCUGUUUGCCCUGUGAGUGCAAUGGCUUGGCUGAUGAGUGUGAAGAUGGGACAGGAAGGUGUCUGAACUGUCAGUACAACACAGCCGGGGAUCGAUGUGAAGUUUGCAAAGAAGGUUAUUACGGCAGUGCGGCUCAGAGGACAUGCAGGCUGUGUCCAUGCCCUGUCUCCUCCACCGCAAAGAAUUUUGCGGUUGGCUGCAGAGAGGUGUACGGAGAAAUCCAGUGUUCAUGCAGAGUUGGGUACACUGGAGAGAAGUGUGAGAGAUGUGCCCCUGGUUACUUUGGUGACCCACUGGCACCAGGAGGAAGCUGUAGGCGGUGUAAUUGCAAUGGAAAUGGAAACAACUGCGAUUCCAGGACUGGAGUCUGCAAGAACACUCUGGAACCAGGAGACACAAACACAGAUGUGCAAUGCAAAGAUUGUGAUAGUUGUGCUCAGACCUUACUGAAUGACUUGGAGAAGCUUGAUAAUGAGUUUGCAAGGAUUAAGGCCCAGUUGGACAAUGCAUCUGCAAGUGCUACCUUCAAGGACAGACUGGAAAAGCUAGAAAAAUCCAUCUCAGACACCAAGACUCUUGUCAAAAAAUUCAACUCCGUCAUUAACACCCAAAAGUCCCUUGUGGAACAGCUGGAAGAGGACAUGACCAGCAUUAAAGAAGACAUCGAUAAAUUGAAUGACAAGGCAGAUAGGAAGGCUGCUGAAGCCGACAAGGCAUUGGCCGGUGUUGGAAAAACCUAUAAGAGAGCAAAGGAUCUGGACACAGAGAUUAAAAACCUGUUGAAGAAAAUCCAAGACUUACUGGACCAGCUGAAGAAUGAAGGAAGAGGUGAUUCCUUGCCCAAUCAAAGCUUGGCUAAAAUGCUGGAGGAGGCUCAGCGCAUGGUGAAUGAGAUGGAGGACAAGGACUUCACUCCCCAGAGGACGGCAGCUGAGAAAGAAAAAGAGGAGGCUAAGAAAUUGCUGGACUACAUCAAGAAUACUGUAAGUGAGCAGAGUGACAAAAACGAGGCAGAUGCAAAGAAGAUGCAGAGUCUUUUGAAGGAUUAUGAAAAGAAACUGAAGGACCUGGAUGAUGCUUUAAAGGAGGCUAAGACCUUGGUGAAAAAAGCUAAUUCCCAGAACGGACUAAAUGCUAAGAAACUGGACGACCUGCAGAAAACUAUUGAGGACUUAAAAAAGGAACGCAAAACUGUUGAGGACCAAAUGGCCAAGGCUGAAGAGGAACUUCAGUUAACAGAGGAUUUGGUGAAAAACCUCACAGACAGUAAAACGGCGUAUGAACAGCUGGCAGCAGCCCUGGAUGGUGCAAAGACUGAUUUAAUAAAGAAAGUGAAUGAGAUCGCCAAGGCAGCAGCCCAGGAAGCCACUGUGGAACUCGCAGAGGAGCAUGCGAGGAACCUGAGCAAACAGGCGCAAGAUCUUAAGGAUGCCUUGAAAAAUGCGAGUGGACUUUCUGAGGUCCGUGAUGCAAAAAAAGCUAUCGAGGCAUACAAGAACAUCACGGAUGCCAUUAAUGCGGCCGAGGCAGCUGCCAACGAGGCCAAAAGUGCUGCAGACAAAGCCCUGAAGGAUGUGAAAAAACAGAAGUUUCCAGAAAGAGCAAAAGACCUGAAAGAGAGUAGCGAGGACCUGCUGACGGAUGCCAAAGACGCAGAAAAAGACCUAAAGGGUAUUCAUCCGUCCUUUUAUUUUCUACUUCUUUUACAUACCUGUAAACUUUGUUCAUCAACUCCUGUUUUUGUUUUUUUUAAAGAUGGAGCCAAAAAGCUUACUGACCUUACAGAGCGCCUGUCAAAAGCUGAAGAGAAGAAGAAGGCCCUAGAAAAAAGCCUCCUCGAGGCACAAACGAUAUUGAAUAACACCAAGAGAGAUGACAUAGGAGAUAUGAUUGAGGAGGCCAAGAGGAAGGCAGCUUCGGCUAAUAACACAGCAACCAACACCAUGGACAGACUUUUGGCCAUUAGAAAGGAGAUCGAAAAGAUCAGUGUCUCCCCUAAUUUAUUAAAAACCAUCCCAUCCCUGACUGACAAGAUCACAGAAGUGGAGAACUUGACUUCACAGUUUUCCAUUUCCAACGUAUCUUCAAACAUAAAGAAGAUUAAAGAGCUCAUUGAGGAAGCCAGGGAUGCAGCUAACAGGGUGAGCCCCAGCUCUGUUUAUACUCCAUAUAAGAGCUCUGACGCGUCCCAUAUUGUGAUCCCUAUGAAGUUUGGCGGCGAUGGUCACGUGGAGCUGCGAACACCGGCAAACCUCGAUGAUCUGAAAGCCUACACGGCCAUGUCUUUGGCACUGCAGAGACCAGGAGGCAGGGGAGAUGGAGUCCGCAGGCGUAGACAAACCAGCACGGCGGACGACUUGUUUGUCCUUUACCUUGGCAGCAAGGAUUGGAGCUGUCUGCUUUUCCGCUUGGCACUAACAAACUGUGUGUUGCAGUCUUCCAAGAAUUACAUCGGCAUGUAUUUGAAGAACAAUGUUUUACAUGGAGUGUACAAACUCAACGGAAAGGAGUAUGAUAUUGAGACAGGCAUCAUUAGCACAUCUGUAUCAGAGCCAGCCACCUUUGACAGAGUGGACCUACGCAGAAUUUACCAGGACGCAGAGAUGAAACUUACCAAAGACAUAACCUCUAAUUCAGAUAAUGAGCCCAUUCAAAGGAGCAGCCAAGGACAGGAGACCAAAGACCUUCUAGACCUUAAUCCAGAAGACACUGUUUUCUAUGUUGGAGGAUAUCCUACCAACUUCACUCCUCCACCAUCUCUCCGGUAUCCCAAUUACAAGGGCUGUAUUGAGUUCUUCUCCUUUAAUGACAAAGCGAUGAGUCUUUAUAAUUUCCAAAGAGCAGAGAAGAUCAAUCCACAGACUCCAUGCAAGAGGUAUGUAUCUUCAGAGGAUUCAAACCUCUACGAAGGUACAGGAUAUGGCAAAGUAAACCUUAACGGAUUAGGAAACCGUCCCGCAAUCAGUGUGGACAUCUCGUCUCGCUCUGAAACGGGUCUGCUCAUGUAUAUGGAAGUGGAGAACGAUUACUUAUUGAUUACAAUUGAGAAAGGCGCCAUCGUUAUACGUGGCAAUGUGCUUACAAAAACUACAGAAAUACCAAUAAACACCAAAGUGACUCCGACAAGCGGCUUUUCAACAAUGAUCGUCAGUGUCAAGGAAAACAUCAUGUCAGUCUACUUUAAUCGUGAAAAAAAGGCAGAAUCUUCAAUUCAGUUUCCAUUUGAUCAAAUGAAAGCCCUGUACAUCGGUGGUGUACCUCAAGAGUUGAGGGAAAAACAUAACAUCACCAUACAGCCAUUCAAGGGAUGCAUGCAGAGAUUACAAAUUGACAGUAGCAAUAAAGCACUUGAUGAACAAGUUGGAGUCAGCAAAGGAUGCCCAAGUGAUGCACUGGUCACACGGAAAGCCCAGUUCAGCUUCGGCAGCUCCCUCUCAUCUGAGCUCAAAGGCUUUGAUCUGGACCAGUCUAUUACUGUCUCUCUUGGAUUUAAGAGCACAGAACAAGGGGGUCUUAUUUUACAAGGCAAUCAGUUGGCUAACACAGUUCAUCUUGCUUUAGAUAGUGGCCAUGUGGUUCUUAACUUCAAAAACAAGAUGUGGAAAUCAAACAGAAAGUAUAAUGAUGGGCACUGGCAUUAUUUGACUUUCAAGAAAAGCGGUGAAACGAUUGGGAUGCACAUUGAUGAUGAUGAUAGUGGUCAGGAGCUAAGUGCCAGCCUAUUAAAACCUGGGACAGGCAGCUCCAUUGUCCUAGGAGAUCUGAAGUUCAAAGGCUGCAUUUCCAACCUUUAUACCAGACGUCCCUUUGAAGGUGCUUUCAAACUGAACUUUUUUUUUUAUACCUGCUCUUUUCGGGGGGAUUGCAGGCCAGACAACCUGUUCAGGGCAGAAGACUUAAGCUCCUUCCAAGCGGCUGGAGAUGUUAUGGUGGAUGUAUGUUCGGCUAAUAGUCCUGUUCAACAGAUGCUUGACCGCAACUCCAAGAAGGAUGGUGUGAUGCAAGUGAUAAAUGAAAGUGUGUCAGCAUGUGCGCUACCGGCCCAGGUGCAACAUGCUUAUCGUAUGGGGGGGGCAAUUAGCAGCCUGACCUACAAUCUUCCACUAGAAAUCCUGAAGCCCAGGAAGAGUGCUGUAGUUCAGCAGAUAACGUUGUCCUUCACACUGCCCAGGCCCCACUUCUCUCUAGAUGUGAGGACUCGCUCUCCUGAAGGUCUGCUGUUCUUCGCUCCAACCAGAGGGGGGCAUUCUCACUUGGCUUUAUACAUGUCCAAGGGCAGGAUCCGACUUUCUGUUGGCAAACAGAAGAUUUUCAACCGAGAAAAGUACAACGAUGGAAAGUGGCACUCGGUCAUCUUCAGCCUGGAGAGAAAGAAGUUCAGAUUGAUCGUGGAUGGGAUCCGAGCUCGGGACGGUCAGCUGACAAAUCCUGAAAUGAUGUCUCUGCAGCACUUUGUGUCACCUGUGUAUCUGGGCAGUGCACCGGAAUCCCUGCACAAGGAGUUAAAGAAUUUUAAAGCUAAGCAUUGUUCUUGCUUCCAGUCAAAGGCCCUUCCAAAGCAGAGUGUGUCUGGCUGUGUGCGCAAUUUUAAAAUGAAUGGAGCGCUAAUGUCCAGUCCAACUACAAACCGUGGUGCAGGACCAUGCUUUGAGGGGCCGACACAAAGAGGGGUGUAUUUCUCAGGGAAUGGGGCGCAUGUGCUGAUCAACGACUCCUUUGUCGUGGGCUCCACCUUUGAGCUGCUGUUUAAUAUUCGACCACGAACUCAGACUGGACUCCUGCUUCACGUUGGGGCCUCUAGCAGGACACAUCAUGGCUCUUCCAUGAACCACUUUCUCACCGUCUACAUGCAUAGAGGGGAGGUCGUAGCUCAGGUCAAUAAUGGAAAAGGAGAAUUUAUGGUGUCAGUGAAGCCAAAAACUUCUUUAUGUGAUGGAAUGUUUCAUAAAAUCUCAGUAAUCAAAAGGAAAAAUGUUGUGCAACUGUCUGUGGAUACAAUGGACAACUACAAAAUCGGACCACCAUCCUCCACUAGUACUUUGACCAAAGACCCACUUUAUGUGGGUGGCAUUCCUGCUAAAGUCUUCAAAUGCACAGAUCUAGAAGAACUAUCUCCACAUGACAACCUGUGCCGUUCCUCAACAGACACGCUGAUGCAGCAGAUCCUUCCCGUCACAUCAUCCUUCGUAGGAUGCAUCCAGGAGAUGAAGAUCAACGAUGACUCCAUCUCCUUUGACAGAUCAUCCAGCGUGUUUGGUCCGGUCAAUCUCAAAGAGUGUCCGGGCUGA
Menidia menidia (Atlantic silverside) is the source of this 10623-nucleotide messenger RNA. The record is from the annotation of a GenBank genome assembly. NCBI's taxonomy places the organism in Eukaryota, Metazoa, Chordata, Actinopteri, Atheriniformes, Atherinopsidae.